Molecule: messenger RNA, 318 nt
Organism: Enterobius vermicularis (human pinworm)
Lineage: Eukaryota; Metazoa; Nematoda; Chromadorea; Rhabditida; Oxyuridae
Source: the annotation of a GenBank genome assembly
AUGAUGUUUGCGUUAUGCGAUAGUGGUUAUUCAAGUCCUGUGUAUUAUUCUAGUCUCAAUUCUUCCACUGUCCACUAUUUGGAGGUUGAGUCACCGAAUACUGCAAUUGCAAAAGCCGCAAAACAUUCACCAUAUGUGGGUUGUCGCCGUCUCCUGUUCCGAGCAUCUCCAAUAGUGGUCACUAAAGUUGACGCAGCAACACAGACGUCUUCUGGUUACGAGGAGUCGUCAAAAUCUAUAGCCAGAAGACUUCGGCUGUUGGCGAACGAAUUUGACACACAGUAUUUUGCCUGUAAAGUAUGUAUUUUUACUUGGUAA